AGAUUUUCCCAAAAGCAAACAAGUGAAAGCUAUGCAAUGAAGCAACCAGAAAACUUUGCAGAAGCUGUAUCUCCGGCAACUAAGAAGGUUACAGGAAAAGCUCUUUCCACAGAGAAAGAAAAUUUUGAAGUAUAUCCUUUAUAUACUCUCCCUAUCCUUGCUCUUGACAAGGAAUUAGAAAAUUUUGAAAUUAGAAAUCUACUUAAACCUGUUUAUAAUAAUAGGAAUUGUGUAGAUAGCGAUAAUGCCUUAAAAACCAGAAGGUAUUUUGAAUUCAUUCUUAUCGAUACAGGUUCGAUCGAAAUCGAGCAUGAACUUGCAGAUCAAUCAGACCCGGAUAGCAUUGCCUAUUCGAAAUUUACAAUUAAAAAGAUUUUGUCUCCCUCUAACUGGUUGACUGAUCAUCUCCUUACCCCUAUAAAUCUUUCUAAAAGAUUUAACCCCCAAACAUUUAAUUGGUUCGACUACAGGAAUGCGUGGAUGAACUUCUUAUUUGUUAGACCAAUCACUCAUUCGUGGUUUGUCAAAUAUUGCACAGAAGCCUCGACUUCUGUAAUCCCCAGGUGGUUCUACGAAUGGUGGAGUUACUUUGGAGGAAAUAAACAGAAUUUGACAGGAUAAAAUAUCUCUCUAAAGAGAUAAGGAUCAAAGGAUGGUCUCCUGCAAAGAGAGAAUCUCCAUCAUCUUCUAAAAGGCCACCAGUCAAGGAUUCACCAUCCAAGAGUGAAUUAAAACAACGCCUUGAAAAAGCAUUAUCUGAAUUAGAUAAUGAAAAGGCUAAUCCAGAUCAAGCUGCGAUCGAGCAACUUCUUGAAGAAGCUUCGUCACAAAGUGACGAUAAUGGCGACAUGUUAAAUCCUAAGGCUCUAGCUCAGUCUUAUUUAAAUCCAUUUGAUUAAUCCUAAUUGAGCUUAUUAAAAAGCAGAAUAAUUAGUCUUCAAGACAGAGAUUAAAAAUCGGAAUUGUCUAUGGAGAAGUAAAGGAAUUUCAAAGAAACGGAAUCUUUACUGAUUAAACAUAUGGACCCUAGAGGGACCCGCCACGUUAAGAAAGUUGCUUCUUCUACCAAAAGUCUUUUGGACUAUGCGGAAAAGAAAGACGACACAUGGCCCUACCAUUAUAAAAGAAGAUGCCUUCUUUAUCUCAAGUCUCUUGACUUAUUCGGAAAAGAAAGGCAUAUGGCCCCUACCACCAUCACCAAUAGAAGAAAAGCAAAGAUUCCAUCUUAUCUCUUCUUUGACGCUUUCAAGUCUAUAAAAGGCUUCAUGUAAUCCCAUUAGAGGGCAUCCUACAAUUUUCAUCUCAGAAAAUCACAAGGAAAACCUCUCUCUUGUAGAAAUGUUCGCUCUUAUGCUUGAAUAAAGAAAGUUUAAUUUUGUAAGUCUACUUUCAUAAAAAUAUAAGACCAAAAUGGUGGUGCUGCUGAAGUAUUAGAUACUAUUAUAGUAGACACAGGCAUGUAUGCAGGUGCAUGCCUCUUGAUAGGGAUGUCACAUAUUUAGCAUUCUUAAUAUGCAUGCCUCUUGAUAGUGAUGUUGCAUAUUGAGCAUUCGUGUAUAUUGGCUAAAAAUGGAGAGGAUAUUGUCGCACACUCUUUUGACUGGAGUUACCGAAUGAUUUGUACUGUGUUGACUGACUUUUGUUGUUGUUGUAGGCCCCCAAAGAGGAUGCUCCUAGAGAAAUAUUUGUUGUUGUUGUAGGCCCCCAAAGAGGAUGCUCCUAGAGAAAUACCGUGUAUAUCUCUUAUGUUUCGAUGGGCAUUAUAGUGUUUGCUUGCCACCCAAAAAAUCAAUAGAUCAGUCCCUUGUUUGCUUUUGUGUUUAUUUUUCUGUCACUGGCAUGUUCUAAUUUGAGUCACGAUAUUUUAUCGGUUAGCGCUGCCCUUUGUCAUCUAUGUCUAAAUUAAUUCCCAUGUGCCAGAACCUAUAUAAACAGUGUGUCUAAUUUCUCAACCAUUUCUUAGGGCAUUGAUUUUUUCUGUGUUUCGGUGUGAAG
Messenger RNA from Solanum pennellii, 1995 nucleotides. RefSeq names its product protein RER1A-like. Gene Ontology annotation, cellular component: Golgi membrane. NCBI's taxonomy places the organism in Eukaryota, Viridiplantae, Streptophyta, Magnoliopsida, Solanales, Solanaceae. Gene Ontology annotation, biological process: protein retention in ER lumen; retrograde vesicle-mediated transport, Golgi to endoplasmic reticulum. The transcript is spliced from 2 exons. The coding region runs from base 37 to 621 and encodes 194 amino acids. The record is from RefSeq and is a predicted model, not a curated record.